CUCACUUCUCUCUCGCUCCAUCGCCGUAUCGUCUUAUUCCUUUUUCCCAGCGACCUGUUUCUCCAAAGGAAUCCCGAUUUCUCGCAUUUCUCCCUUUGCCCUUAACGAAGCUACAGUUAUCCGGAGCUCAAUUUGUUAUAGCAGGGUGAAAGAAUGGCAGAACUGAGCAUGGGAAUACUCAUUGAUAUUGUUGACGAAGAAUGGAUGAAAGACACUCUUCCUCAUGACGAUCUUCCACUGCCACCUGUUAUGGUAGUUCGAACCGAUGACACUGAGGAUUCGAAUCAGGAGAAUCAACAAGUUGAUGGUGAUAGUUGGCAUGAUCUUGCAUUAGGCAAUCAAUGAACUUUUUCAGCAUUGAUAACAUCUGAUUGUAAGUUGCAUAGUUGGGGUCCCUCUUUAAAUGUUAUCAAGCAUGCAUCUGUUUGCCAUAUUGGAUUAUAUACCUUUUGGACUUUGAGAUUUUUAGUGCAAUUCUCACAUAACAACCUCCACCACUACAAUGAUAAUUUGAAAGAAU
Morus notabilis is the source of this 520-nucleotide messenger RNA. Its product is annotated as anaphase-promoting complex subunit 13. The transcript has 4 exons. Gene Ontology annotation, cellular component: anaphase-promoting complex. The record is from RefSeq and is a predicted model, not a curated record. The coding region runs from base 154 to 345 and encodes 63 amino acids. Gene Ontology annotation, biological process: protein K11-linked ubiquitination. NCBI's taxonomy places the organism in Eukaryota, Viridiplantae, Streptophyta, Magnoliopsida, Rosales, Moraceae.